ACGUUUAUUGCGCAUACAAGGUUAAACGAUUAAAUGUGUCAAGUGACAUAAUCAUUGGAACUCUGACGGCGACAACAUGUUCGGCGCAUUUGUCCUUACUUUGAUCGUUACAGACACUGGAGCUUUUUUGAUAAGUCCAUUUGACCAUGGACGAGUUGUGCAGACGCUAACAGUCAACAAUGGAGGGAAAUGGGGUGACUGGGGUAGUGCGGUAUUUUGUCCACCGGGAUCAUACGCAGCUGGCUAUGAUAUGAAGAUUGAACCAUAUCAAGGCGGCUGGGUUGACGACACCGCUAUGAAUGGGAUAAAAUUAUACUGUGAAACCUCGGAAGGACACCUGACAACUACUAUCACUUCAGGAGUGGGGCCAUGGGGCAACUGGAUCGGACGUGCAUCAUGCAAUCAUCCGAGUGGAUCACAGUUCUACCUGACCGCUUUUGAUUUACAAGUAGAACCUCCGCAAGGUGGCUUUAUCGACGACUCGACUGCUAAUUUUGUGCAGUUUAAGUGCCGAGACAAAGGUGGUGAGUUUUCGUCUUAUAUACUUGCUAAAGACCCCGGUCAUGGAAAGUAUGGUUCGUACGGUGGAUGGAGCGCGGAGUGCGUAGAUGGUACAGCAAUAUGUGGGCUGGCAACCAAAGUGGAGGGACGUCAGCAUGGUGGUGACGAUUCCGCCCUAAACAGCGUGAUUUUCUAUUGCUGUAAAUGAAUUUGUGCGAUAUACAGCUUUCUAUCAAUACCUUGUCGUUAUCUGCUUACUUACCUUUAAAAGGAAAUAAAACGCAAUAUCUCA
Mercenaria mercenaria is the source of this 793-nucleotide messenger RNA. RefSeq names its product vitelline membrane outer layer protein 1-like. The record is from RefSeq and is a predicted model, not a curated record. Lineage: Eukaryota; Metazoa; Mollusca; Bivalvia; Venerida; Veneridae. Bases 77 to 709 code for a protein of 210 amino acids. The transcript has 4 exons.